AUGAUCGGUUUCCGGGGGCCCUUUUCUCGAACGGGGGUGGCAGUGUCGGGGGUCUGGGGGAACAUGGGCUUGAAUGGGGGUUGCGUCAGAAAGAGCAAGACGGCGGAUGUUUCUCUCUUGGUGUGACCGGUGGCAAUAUCGAUCAGCAAUGCCGCACAGACUUUUGCGCGCCGAAAUAUGCGUGCGACAGCUUUAACCUAACCACUUCGGUGGAAAGCGGAUUUCUGUUCAAUACGGUGUCAGGGGUACCAGGGAAGACGGGACCGAGUUUUGUUUGAUUUCGGGUGGAUGAGGUUGGGGUUUUGUUCGUUUUUCUCCAUCUAAGGUUCGUGCCUAGAGUUCAGCUGUAUGUUUCGACAAAAGUUUUGUUGACUUAGAGGCAAACAUUCCUAGCUAUUGGGCAUCGAGUUAAUUUGGCUUGGCAUGAUGGCCUUUACGAUCGACUUUUUAUUUAUGUCUGCAUUUAUCUGCAAUUGUCGGAGGGCAAACAAAAUAAUAAUAAUUG
This is a messenger RNA of Ectocarpus sp. CCAP 1310/34, 505 nucleotides long. The record is from the annotation of a GenBank genome assembly. Lineage: Eukaryota; Phaeophyceae; Ectocarpales; Ectocarpaceae.